AUGGCUACCACCAUACCUCUUGAGAUUUUCGAGCAAAUUGUGGACUUGAUCGUAUCUGGUCAGGAUAUCGUGGAGGAUAAAAACCUAUUUCGCACCCUUGUUGCCUGUAGUUUGACCUCAAGACUAUUUUCCUAUGCUGCGCGCAAGCAUCUAUUCUCCGCAAUAGAUAUCGAUCAAUAUGCAUGGCAAUUUCAUCUGCAGGAGUUAAGACCAAGGUUACGUUCAGAGCAGGAGAUGUCCCUUCGGGUCAGUAACUUCUGUAAUCUUUUGACCGAUGGGCAAACCAACCUUGGCAGUGCGAUUCGACGGCUCGAAAUCUAUGUAAAUCACGACCGCACCAUGCUUCAUGAAUCAUCGAACCUCCACAACCUUCUGAAUAUCCUGGUUCAACAGGCUCAUAACCUCAACGCUCUGAAAAUCCACUUUCGAGGGCGAAGCCACUUUCCACUCUCGUGGAAGGAUGUACCCACUCAGAUAGAUAGAGGCAUUAGGGCACUCUGUCGGUCACUUCCAAUAAACCAUCUGCACUUCUCGCGAAUUGUGUGGAUACCAUCUGUCAUACCAACUAUAUCUCAAUCCCCUCAUCUUAAAUCGUUCAGCCUCAUCGAUUCCUCAUUUGAACGCGAGAAGCAUCUCUCGCAUUCCAAGAUGUCAUUCAUACUUGAAGGAUGCACAGACCUCUGGGGGAAUAUACCUGCAGACUGUAAAUACCAAAUCCGCUACUCAGCAAAUGGCGCUGUCAAUGUUACCGAUAUUCACGCUGAUCUCUGGACACCACAGGACUUCCUCAAAAUCUACCGCAAUCUGUUCAAUGAAAGCGUGUAUACGUCGGUGAAGACCUGCCAUUGGAUUUUUCACAUCGACUGCGUUGAGUUUUUCAUGCGAAAACAUCUCGAUUUUGGAACUAUGGUGGCACUUCAACGACUUUUCAUCGAACAAAAGCCCAUUGAUCCAGAGCUAGAUGGAAGCCACGAUAGAAAGACGACUAGAAACUUGACGUCAAUCGUCAGCUUCCUGUACAACGGACCACAGAAGUCAAAUUUGGAGGAGCUCCACUUGGCAUACGGAAUUUGCGAUCACUAUUCCGGUGGGAGCACCAUGAGCGACAUCACGUACGAAUGCCUCGUUGAACUCAGGAUCGACAAAUUAAUGGAGAAAUUUCCCCGCAUUCGCAAAGUUACAUUCCGUAUGGAUAUACGACUCAUUUGGCCACAAAGGCUGGAUCAUCAGAAAAGUCUAUCCGGCAUGCAUUACAAAGUCGUAGAGGACCGUGUUCGCAGCCGUAUACUCGAAGAUAUGGGUACUAAUCACGGCCCAUUUCUUCCCGAGCUGGAUAUUCGUGUCCAUGAUUGA
Messenger RNA from Psilocybe cubensis, 1353 nucleotides. RefSeq lists its product as uncharacterized. The transcript is spliced from 2 exons. Lineage: Eukaryota; Fungi; Basidiomycota; Agaricomycetes; Agaricales; Agrocybaceae. The record is from RefSeq and is a predicted model, not a curated record. The coding region runs from base 1 to 1353 and encodes 450 amino acids.